Molecule: messenger RNA, 1147 nt
Organism: Neopelma chrysocephalum (saffron-crested tyrant-manakin)
Lineage: Eukaryota; Metazoa; Chordata; Aves; Passeriformes; Pipridae
Product: kinesin-like protein KIF3C
Exons: 7
Coding region: 38-898 (286 amino acids)
Source: RefSeq, a predicted model, not a curated record
CACGCUCUGCUCCCCCUCUCUGCCCCCUCCCCAGGCGAUGGAGAGCAAGCUGCUCAUCGGGGGCAGGACCAUCGUGGACCACACCAACGAGCAGCAGAAGAUGCUGGAGCUGCGGCGGCAGGAGAUCGCCGAGCAGAAACGCCGGGAGCGGGAGAUGCAGCAGGAGGUGCUGCUGAGGGACGAGGAGACCAUGGAGCUGCGGGAGACCUUCACCUCCCUGCAGCAGGAGGUGGAGAUCAAAACCAAGAAGCUGAAGAAGCUCUAUGCCAAGCUGCAGGCCGUGAAGGCCGAGAUCCAGGACCAGCACGACGAGUACAUCCGAGUGCGCCAGGACCUGGAGGAGGCCCAGAACGAGCAGACCAGGGAGCUGAAGCUCAAGUACUUGAUCAUCGAGAACUUCAUCCCUCCCGAGGAGAAGAACAAGAUCAUGAACCGCCUCUACUUCGACGGCGACGAGGACCAGUGGAAGUUCCAGCCUCUGGUGCCCACCGGAGGGAACAGCUCCCAGAUGAAGAGGCGCCCGACCUCCGCCGUGGGCUACAAGAGACCCAUCAGCCAGUACGCCCGGGUGGCCAUGGCCAUGAGAUCCCACCCCCGCUUCCGGGCUGAGAACAUCAUGUUCCUGGAGCUGGACCUGUCCCCCCCGGCCAUCUUCGAGUUCGAGCGGAGCGGGGACACGGCGGAGCAGGACCCGCGGGCGCUGCACCUGGAGCGGCUGAUGCGCCUGGACAGCCUCCUGGAGCGGCCGGCGGCCUCCCGCCUGCGCAAGUCUCGCUCCUGGUGCCAGACGCCGCGGUCGCUGCCCUCCUCCACCACCCACGUGUCCCUCACCUCGGGCGCCGCCUGUGCCGCCGCGAUGCCAGCUCAGAUGCCAGCUCAGAUGCCAGCUCAGGAGUGACGUCCCCAGAGCCCCCGGUCCGGACUGAGCCCCAGGGGGCCGAGGGAGGGCCCCGCUCGUCCUUGUCUGCAGCUGCUUUGUGUGCGUGUGUUUGUGAGACACGAACGGCCCGGCGGGGGACCCGCCCCUCCUUCCUUCCCUCCCUCCCUCCCUCCCUCCCCCCCUCCCUCCCCGUGCCCCUCCCCGGCCCGGAUCUGUCACUUUAUUUAUUUAACCUAUUUAUUUAUGGAGUGGUUGAUGGCGGAGGCA